Messenger RNA from Didymodactylos carnosus, 1251 nucleotides. Lineage: Eukaryota; Metazoa; Rotifera; Eurotatoria; Philodinida; Philodinidae. The record is from the annotation of a GenBank genome assembly.
AUGGGAUUCGAUCUGGAAUUUGAUGAACUGCCGGAUCGUGAAACAGCUAAAGGAUUUUAUCAAAAAUUCGAACCACAAGAAGUGCUAGGUAAAGGUUUAUCAUCUGUGGUACGAAAAUGUGUUGAGAGAAGUACUGGAAAAGAAUAUGCAUGUAAAAUAAUUGAAUUUAAUGAUGAUAGUCAGGAUAUACGCGAAGCAACAAUGCGUGAAAUACAAAUUUUAAGUCUAGUAGGGGACCAUCCAAAUAUCAUUGAUAUUGUGGCAACAUUUGAAACUGAAAAUUAUGUAUUUAUUGUCAUGGAAUUAUGUCCAAAUGGAGAAUUAUUUGAUUAUUUAACUAAAGUCGUACGUUUAUCCGAAAAACGCACUCGUACAAUCAUGUGUAGUAUAUUGAAUGCUGUUUUACAUCUACAUGUUCAUCGAGUUGUUCAUCGUGAUCUGAAGGCAGAAAAUAUAUUGAUGGAUAAUAAUAUGAAUGUGAAAAUAACUGAUUUAGGUUUUGCGGUACAGCUCAAAGAAGGCGAAGCACUUUAUGAUCUCUGUGGCACACCGGGAUACAUGGCACCCGAAUUAUUACAAUGUUCUCUAUAUGAAAAUAUGCCCGGUUAUGGGUUACCGAUAGAUAUGUGGGCAUGUGGUGUGAUACUGUAUACAUUACUCAGUGGUCUACCACCAUUUUGGCAUCGACGUCAACAUUUAAUGUUUCGAAUGAUAAUGGAUGGACAAUAUACAAUGGAUGGAUCCGAAUGGGAUGAUGUUACUGAAACAGCUAAGGAUUUAAUUCGGCAUUUAUUAAUUGUAGAACCUGAAAGGCGUUUUACAGCUGAACAAGCUCUACAACAUCCAUUUUUUAAUAUAGAUCGAACGAGACGGAAAGAUUUUAUGGCUAAACGAACACUGAAAGCUCAUAUCAUAUUAGUUUGGUCAGUUCAUCGCCUAAGAACGCUUCAUUAUCGUCCACAGCCAAUUAGAGGAAACGAACUACUUGAAAAUCCGUAUCGAUUUAAAGCCUAUCGUAAGCUUAUUGAUAGUGCUGCUUUCUUAUUAUACGGACAUUGGGUUAAAAAAGAUGAACAUCGAAAUCAAAAUCGUGCAGCACUUUUUCAAACAGAAGAAAAAGCUGAUUUGAUUCGACAGAAACAAUCAUUGGAAAAACAAAAACAAAACAAACAAGAGCGACAAAACAAACAACAAAAUUUAUUAAAAUUACAUAAACAACAAUCACAAGAACAAGAACAACUACCAACUUAA